Messenger RNA from Pimephales promelas (fathead minnow), 1252 nucleotides. RefSeq names its product cytokine inducible SH2 containing protein b (gene cishb). Gene Ontology annotation, biological process: phosphatidylinositol phosphate biosynthetic process; intracellular signal transduction. Gene Ontology annotation, cellular component: phosphatidylinositol 3-kinase complex. Gene Ontology annotation, molecular function: 1-phosphatidylinositol-3-kinase regulator activity. The record is from RefSeq and is a predicted model, not a curated record. NCBI's taxonomy places the organism in Eukaryota, Metazoa, Chordata, Actinopteri, Cypriniformes, Leuciscidae.
UAGACAGUAAAAGAAAGGUGAACACCCCUAAAACCACCAAAGGCGUUUCAUACUGCUCUUAUUUCAGGAAAAUAAUAAUCCACCAAGCCAAACGACCUUUCACUCUCAUUUAGAUGAACUGCUAUAAAGCUGUUUUGUUAUUUUUCGUCAAUUCCGCCCUCUAUUCGAUUUCCUGGAAAAUAGUUGGCAGAGAAGGCUCGUUCGAUUUAGACAACAAUAUUGUUUUUUAUAAAAUGUUUUAACGAGAUUCACUCGGGUUUCGGCGCUCUGUCGGCGCAUUGGCCUGGAACACAUUGGCCUGUCAGCAGCUUUGGUACAGGACCACACUUAGAUUCGCGUAAAUGUUACAGCCUGCAAUCUUCAAACCGUCAUCUUCCAGUCUGUUCGUGACCGAAGCUGACAAUUUUAUGCAGAAAAAGAAACCUUCAGGAAUGGUUGCAAGGGGAACAAGAGCAAGAGCUCAACAUGAGAGGGAUGAAGCAGAAGUUAAACAAAUCCAACAGUCCCAAACAGUUCUCUACCCAUGGGCCCCGGCUGAGGACCUGCGUUUCAUCACUACCACCUUUCAGCAUCUACACACUUCAGGAUGGUACUGGGGUGGUCUGACAGCCAGUGAGGCAAGGGAUGCCCUCAUUGGAGCUCCAGAAGGUACUUUCCUUGUGCGUGACAGCAGCCAUCCACUCUACCUCUUUACCCUCUCCGUGAAGACCCAGAGAGGCCCCACUAAUGUCCGUGUAGAAUACGACAGUGGCCGAUUCCGUCUCGAUUCCAGUUUUCCUGCACGAUCUUGCCUGUUGUCCUUUUCUGCUCUUCCUAGUCUUGUGCAGCACUAUGCAUCCACGAGUCAAGAGAAGGAUAGGAUAGCAGAAGAACAUUACAUGGUGUCAAAGGACAAAGGCAUUCUGCUGAAGCUCAGGAAGCCUCUUCACAGGCCUCGGGAUUUUCCAACAUUACAGCACCUCACACGCCUCACUAUAAACAGACACACUGAUUGCCAGACACAGCUGCCGCUGCCACGGCCGUUGUUGCUUUACUUGCAAGAAUAUCCCUUUCAAGUGUGAGGACACUUGGGGAGGACACCGGUGCAUUCGGUGCAUAGGGGGUUCGUUUUUGCCAUGCUUCCUGCUUCAUUUUGUUAUUGUCAUAUGAAGAGAUGCGCAUUUGUGCAAUUAACAAGGACUACUUUGUGUACAUUUUUAUUUUUAAAUAUCUGUAAAUAUAUCUAUUUUUAGUAAACCAAAAUGUUUCUAUA